This is a messenger RNA of Colletotrichum siamense, 1797 nucleotides long. RefSeq names its product putative RING finger membrane protein. The transcript is spliced from 4 exons. The coding region runs from base 1 to 1797 and encodes 598 amino acids. NCBI's taxonomy places the organism in Eukaryota, Fungi, Ascomycota, Sordariomycetes, Glomerellales, Glomerellaceae. The record is from RefSeq and is a predicted model, not a curated record.
AUGUCUCUGCUAUUCAGUAAUCCUGUCUGGUCAGGUGCAAACACCGUCCCCUCGACGAUUAUUAGAAAUAUCACAUCACUCUCGAGUAACAUAGCAUACCAAGACACAAUCGUCGAGAACCUCACCACUUUGAGUUCGACCAACUCCGAUACCGAAGAUGGCAUCAUCAGAGGCCUUCUCUACGUCCCCGAUCUCGCUGUCGCGAAUCCAUGUUACCAGCAGCAGUACGACAUCAUCCCCCGAAACGCAACCACCCAGGCAGCUUUACCUCCCACAAACUACAACCUCAUCGCCCUAGCACCAUGGUUCAACGCCACCUGUACUCUGGCGUAUCUCGCCUCUGCGCGACUCGAUCCGAUCCGUGCCUUCAUUUUUUACAGGCCAAACAAUUCAACGAGAGAACCCCAGGGCGCCGAUUCGCCAAUAUGGGAUCUCGACGACAACGACGCAUGGCGGACCCAGAACCGCUUCCCAAUCUUCGCCGUUCCCGGCGCCCAAGGCAACAAGAUGAUGCGCCAACUCAGUCUAUACUCUGGAAAUCUAUCGUCAAUACCGUACGGAGACCAGAUCCAGGACAUAUAUGACCCCCACGACAACGAUUAUGUACGCAUAUGGACCGAGUUGACUGUAAAGGACCGAGAUAGUGUGCCCGCUAUGUGGACGUGGAUCCUUACGGUCGUCGGAGUCGUCAUAUUCAUCAUUGCAUGUUUAUCACUUACGAUGCAUCUAGUGCAAAGAAGACGAAGGAUAUCACUACGAAGGAGAGUGUUGAGUGGAGAGGUCGACCUGGAGGCUAUGGGUAUCAAACGAAUCACGGUGCCGAUCAACCAUGUCAAAGGUUUCCCGCUAUUUACGUACAGCUUUCAGCCGGAAAUGGUCAGCAGCCCGGCAACGACGAGACCCCCAAAGUCUGUCCGAUCUCCACGAAGCCAGCGUACCGUUUCUGAGUCCGCCGCACCGAAAUCAAGAGCCCGCAGAUCCAGCGUGAAUAGCGCCACCAGCACCGUUGCUACCAACUUCCAGCCUCAGUGCCACAUUUGCCUCGAAAACUACGUGGAUCGCGAAUCCAUCAUUCGAGAAUUGCCAUGCGGGCAUAUUUUCCAUCCGGAGUGCAUUGACGAGUUUUUGAGUUUGAACAGCUCCUUGUGCCCGAUUUGCAAGAGGAACAUGUUACCACGCAACUAUUGCCCCAAGAUUACCAAUGGAAUGGUCCGUCGAGAGCGGGCCGUUAGACGGCUGAGAGAGAGGGUUAUCGUCGUCGAGUCAGAUGACGAGGAAGAGGAGGUCAAAGGCAAAAGUUGGGGCAGACGGCUGUUCGGCACGGACAAAGCGGCAUCAUCCCCGAAGGAAACGCCGAUGACGCCCGUCACAACCUCCAGGUCCCCGAAAACAGCACAAGAGUCAGCAACCGCACGUGCCCCUGCACCGGCAGAGACGGAAGACCCGCGCAGGUCAACCCUAGAGCCGACACAAGAAGAGCAGGAAGAUUCAGAUCGACCUUCAAGUCAGUCAGGCGGUCAGGAGCCUGCUCAACCCAUAUCACGACCGCCUCAAGCUUCACCGGCAGCACAUCACGGUCUUCGAGGCAAACGUCGGAAGUCGGGUGGCCUGCGCCUCCAUAUGCCCGGUUCGGACGACACCAAACAGACCCAUUCAAAGCCGGAAGGACGUAAGAGUCCCUCCGCCUUGGCACGGGCUCGGAUGCGGGCAUUGGCGGGUACGCCGCUCGACGACCCCGACGGGCGCAACCCAAUAUGGAAGCGCUACGUCGUCAAGGUCUUUCCAGGGUUUUCAUGA